Molecule: messenger RNA, 979 nt
Organism: Saccostrea echinata
Lineage: Eukaryota; Metazoa; Mollusca; Bivalvia; Ostreida; Ostreidae
Exons: 2
Coding region: 20-967 (315 amino acids)
Source: RefSeq, a predicted model, not a curated record
UUUAAACGUUGAUCCCACAAUGAACAGAAAAAAUACCCAAGACCAUAUUGAAACUGAACUAACAUUAAAAAGUCUGAAGAGAUUGAAGAGAAACCAUUCAACUAUACCAUUUUCUAAACGAAUCAGUCCUCCAUUCCUUUUAAGUCGGCAAAAUCGCCCAUUCUGGUCCAGUCAGCAAAGUGGCAAAGUCCGACAUUUACUGCAGUUUCUUCAAGGCAACUUUCCAAGAAAUUUGCAUAUUGUCAGAAAUCAAGAAUUCACCGUGCAAAGAAAGCUAUCUCCAGAUCACUCUAAUGGCAUUCAAAGCACAACAACUCCCACAGUUUCAGCCACUGCCAAAGCUCCAUUCAUAAAAUUACCUACAACAUUAAUUCCUCUCUUCGCGCUAACAGCUACUGCUCCUACAAGAAAGGCAUUCCAAACAGAAAAAGGAUUAUUACAGACAAUUCAAACCAAGACGAAUAUAUUAUCAACAAAGCGUCCAUCAAUGUCUGGUGGUGUCAAUAAUAAAGUUCAAAGCAAUAAUAACAGAAUAAGAAAUAUGGACAUACAUUCACAACACGUGGAUACAUCUUUAGUGUCCCCCAGCGGAAGUCUUAUACUGAGAGUUUUGAAUAAUUUUCUAGUGCUUCAAAAAAAUAUUUUACCAGCCGAUGAAAUAGCAACAAUAGUACCCCCAUCAACUUCCACAGUAGAAAAUAUAACAUUUACAAGUGCAGUAACUACUUCUUCAGAAAAAUUAUCUAUAAUUGCAAAUAAAUUUACAACAUCUACAAUGAACCCGACAACUGUGAAACCAAAGACAUUGGUUACAAAUGAUAAAAUACACAAACCUCAACAUUAUGUGAACGUUGUACGCAGUGUUGGAGAGGCAUUUUGCAAAAUAUGUGAAAAAAUUGGACAUCAGUUUACAAAUUUAUGUCGGAAACAGAAUUGUCUUCUUCCAUCAAGCUCAUCGUCUUCAUAGCAAGACACUCAA